Molecule: messenger RNA, 1208 nt
Organism: Folsomia candida
Lineage: Eukaryota; Metazoa; Arthropoda; Collembola; Entomobryomorpha; Isotomidae
Exons: 4
Coding region: 315-1040 (241 amino acids)
Source: RefSeq, a predicted model, not a curated record
GUUGGUGGCCGACCUUAAUGGAUCAUUGGUUAAAUGACGACAAAAAGUAGUUGGAUAUUUCACUCCAAUUUUUUAUACCAAGUAAGUGGACAAAGCGCUUAAAUCUUUGUCAGCAAAACAUUCUUUUUUAUCUUACUGAAAUACAAAACAAUAAAUAUUUACGACUACGUAUGUAACGUAACUAAUCCGAUAAAGAUAACGAAUCGAGUUUCGUCCUUGUCAGAAUUCUGUAAGUACAUAUGUAUAUAGUUGCAGUGAGCACGUCACCUACACACAUAUUCCAAAGUUAAUAAACAAAUCUGGUAGGUGGACACAUGCAUAUAUAUUUUAUUAAAUAUGCGUAUUUAUACAUAUUUAUUUUAAAAUCAAAUACUCUGUCAAAUUACACUUGUCAAGAUUUCGAUAACGUCCAAACUGUCGAGAUGGACAGAGUCAUAGAAAUACAGCCAGGUGUACAUGUCACCACAAAUGCGGACGGAAACCUCAAAGAGCUUGAAAAAAUUGACUCUUUUUACAUCAAGAAAAAGUCAGGAUCAUCCAGUCGACUGGCCGUCGACGCUGGGAAACAAGAGAUAUUUUCGUACGGCCAAAAAGUUAUUGUUUCCGGUGUGCCAGCCGGGACCGAUGGGCAUCAUCAUCUGGCCACAAUGGGGUUUUAUGACAAGGGUGGCGUAGAAUUCAUAGCGGUUGAUUUGAAAGGCAACAUCCGCUCGGGAGACAAACUUUUGGGAAAAAUCGAAUGGGCGGAUAACAGUUGUCCCUGGGCAAACAUGAGAAUCACUGUCUCAAAUUGCCUCGACGCCAGAAAUAUUAUCAUCCAACCACAGGGGGACAUUGCCUGCGGGGGCUGCUGCUUCAGGUCCGGCCUAUGCAGCAGCAUGGUAAAGUACGACAUUUUGGUGGGUCGUCAAACCGUGGGGACGAUGGAGGAACGGGGGGACGAUCGAGGUCCAAAGGUCGAAUUUCCUGUGACCCUAAGCCCUGCGACUAAAGGCGUCAUUGCCGUUUUGUCCUUUAUGAUUUACGAUUCCUACUGGUAGGAGGCUGUGCGCGAGUGGAAUUUAAAAAAAACAUAAAAUAUUUAACAUGAUUAAAUAUGAUUUUUAAAUGUCGGAUUUACAUACUUAUUUGUUAAAUAAAUUUUCACGCCUCUGUUACAUACGUUGCAAUAUGUAUGCUUAUUUACAUAUAUACUUUCCCUUCCAAGA